Ixodes scapularis (black-legged tick) is the source of this 642-nucleotide messenger RNA. RefSeq lists its product as uncharacterized. The coding region runs from base 1 to 570 and encodes 189 amino acids. The transcript is spliced from 5 exons. The record is from RefSeq and is a predicted model, not a curated record. NCBI's taxonomy places the organism in Eukaryota, Metazoa, Arthropoda, Arachnida, Ixodida, Ixodidae.
AUGUUGGCGACAGGCUGGAAAAUAACUCCGCUGUUUGUCGGGUUUUGCAUGGUAUUAAUUUGCAAGGCCGGUGAUUCUUCUCCCAGUGCGACAUAUGAUUUAUCUAAGCUUUUACAACGUGCCACAAGCUAUUUCCUCUACGAAGGUACAUUUACGGAAGAUAAAAUCCUACCGGGAAAACCUCUACCUAUAUGCGGAAGAUGGUUCAUAGUAACUAGUGAUCUAUACGCGAAGAGGCUGUAUGAACCUAGCGAAGAAGAGUAUGCGGUCGAGAAAAAGGUUCAACUAGUACUUGAAGGAACGCCAGGAUCUUCUGUGAAAAGCUCGAUGAAAGUUAAUCAUUAUGAUGGACCAAAAAAGGGACAAACGAUAGUGACCAUGGAUUUGAAGUACACGGACUACAAAAACUGCGCUCUGUUGUACUACAGGGGCUCAGGUGACUAUGAAGUAUGGAACUAUGCACUGAAUCUCAAAAAUAAUACAGAAUGCCAUAAAAAACUCGCCGAACUACCCGGAAAAGAUUUGACCGUAUACUACAGGGACUGGUGCUACGCUGGUCUUCAAGGCUAAAUUGAAAUCUAAAAAUACUACAUAACGCAUCUUCCGGUGCCUUUUCUGAGAUCAGUUUGUCCUGCUUAGACG